Pseudophryne corroboree (corroboree frog) is the source of this 5195-nucleotide messenger RNA. It is a transcript of the gene PPP1R14D, whose product is annotated as protein phosphatase 1 regulatory inhibitor subunit 14D. The record is from RefSeq and is a predicted model, not a curated record. Gene Ontology annotation, biological process: regulation of phosphorylation. Gene Ontology annotation, cellular component: cytoplasm. The coding region runs from base 131 to 514 and encodes 127 amino acids. Gene Ontology annotation, molecular function: protein serine/threonine phosphatase inhibitor activity. Lineage: Eukaryota; Metazoa; Chordata; Amphibia; Anura; Myobatrachidae. The transcript has 4 exons.
GUUUUUCUGCCAUCUGCCUGAUCACGUAUUCUGAUCCUUCCCUUUACCUGGAGAUCUGUAUAAUUCUGAAAAAGUGGAGCAAAGGAAUAGAACUUUGUCUUAAAAGGCUCAGGAGUGCAGUGGGGUAACUAUGGCUACCAGUGGCAGCAGUACUACUCGGGUCACCUUCCUGGAUCUGGGAAAACAAGAGGAACUUGAGGAAGAUGUGACACACAAGAAGCUGGGGAAGCUCACAGUGAAAUAUAAUCGUAAAGAACUACAGCGCCGGAUUAAACUGGAGGAGUGGAUUGAUACCCAUAUUCAGGAGCUUUACCAAAGUCAGGAUUUGCUGAGGGAUGAAGCUGCAGAACCUGAGAUUGAUAUUGAUGAUCUUUUGGACCUUUCAUUGGAGGAGCAAAAAACUGGACUUCAGGAUAUCCUUCAAGAGUGUCCCAGACCUACAGAAGAAUUCACAAUGGAGCUGCUGGAGCGCCUAAAAGGAUUACGGAAGAUAUCGGCCCUACAACGCAAAUAACUCACUCAGAGCAAACCGUUCAGUUCAGGACUCAUCUUUUCAGCACAGAGCAGCUUACAAUUGGUGCUGUCUAAUUGAAGCACUGGUGAGCAGGGUUACUUGUUCUGGACUACUGCUUUCGUUCUGGUAUUUUGAGAUCAGCAAUUAUAUUUUAAGGUACUGUACACCAGAAAUUGAUGUACCAAAACACCAAGAAAUAUACAGUAUAUUAAUAAGGUUUUUUUUAGACCAGUGUUAUGGUACUGUAUUGCACCAGUGAGUUCACUAAAGUUAUAUAUGGCUAUUUAUGUUCAAAGAGUGCUAGAGGUAAGAGAAAUGCUUGGGAUGAAGGACACAAGCCAGAAAGCCAUUAUCUUGCAACUCCAGGCACCGGCUCUGUUCAUCCAAGUUACCUGCCAUGAUUUUAGUGGCCCUGCUUAGUGACACAGAACUGCUCCACAAUUUGGGGAAAUAAACUUUCUCUGCUUCUAAUUCAUGCUACAGUGUAGUCGGAAGGGCAACUUACAUAGUCAUUUAAAAAAAAAUGUGCAUAACAUGGCCCAAAUAGUGCAAAUGUAUUGCAAGUUUGCAACCCAUAAUAACCGAUGAUCCAGGGCAAUAUCUAGGGGUAGGUAAGGGCAAGUUGUGUCGCCACCCAAGGUGCAGGGUAUAAAGGUUGGCUGUCGCUGCUCCAUGGCAGCCUGGAACAGCACCCUGCAACCUAGAAAGGCACCAUCUGGAGGAUCCCAAGGACUCUCUGGGAGCUCAGCCGCCUAAUUGUGAUCCUUCCCCCUAACUGUGAUGUCAUGAUGUCACACAUCCAGGGAACGGGGCCAUUACAGGGCACCCUAUUGACUUGCUAUGGUCCUGCUAUGAUAUAUGUGGUUCAUUUUAAAUUACUCUAGAUUAAAUAGUAUUUGUGUAAAGUAUACAAAUGUAUUAAACAAUUAUAUGAAAAUGUAAUAAUCUAAUCUGACCGAAAUUAUGCAAAUGUCCGAUAUAGAUAUCUCAGAAAAGGAUUUGUUAUGCUUCAUACUUAAAAAAUAUUUUAAUUGUUGCAUGAUUGCAUUCCAAAGAUCAUGUUGUUAAGUUCAAUACCCUUUUUUUACCUAACAUGAUGUUGGAAUUGUCUUUAUUAUGAGGCCUGCGUUACUUUUGGGCUCACUUGAGUUUUAAAUCCAAAAAUACUGAUCAGUCGGACAUGCCAAAUGAUCCAGUAUGUUCAUUUGAUGCAAUAUUUUAAAUUUACAAGUUGACAACAUCUGGCGGUAUAUGAUGGACAGUUUACCUGUCCCUUCACAGAGGAGGAAUGGGAAAAUGCCUCCUCCCCAGGGGAGGAACCCAGAUGUCAUGUGACCAUACACUAUGAGAUAUCUCACAGUGUGGAGUAAAUGUAUGUAGCAGUGAUAAGAGUGGAGGAGUGAGCCAGUGGAGAAGUUGCCCAUGGCAACCAAUCAGCAUUGAAGUAACAUUUAUAAUUUGCAUACUACAAAAUUAUACAGAACAGCUGAAUGGUUGGCAUGGGCAACUUCUCCACUUUUAUCACUGCUUCAUAUAUUUACCUCAACUGUAUGCCCAUGUUAUCCGAUGGGUGUCAGGCUGUCCUAUAAAAUGUCUGUCAGUCUAAUUCUGAGUACACACUAAACGACAUAAAUACACAGCGACAGAACAAUACAUUGUGCCGUCUGUACACACUGCACAAUGCAGUGGACAACAGGCAUGAUGUACCAUUCCAUGCUGCUACAUCGUUUAUUGCAUCGUCCCAUCUGUUGUGCAGCAUAGCAGAUAGGAUGAUAAAAUGAAUGUUGGCAGGCACGCACGAUCGGCUGUACACAUUAUACCAACUGCACGAUAUAUCGUUUCGAUCCGCAUUGCAACAAUAUAUCAUAAAACAGAAUGCUUAGUGUGUAUCCAUCAUAACAGGUAUUUUAUCUUACCAUGUACAGUAUCUCCAGCAUAAAGAGUACAGGAGCAGUUUGGCAUUGACAAAUGGAUGUGAUCAGUGGGUUUGCGGUUAAAAUACCGCCAUCGGGAUCCCGGCGGUCGCAAUACCAACGCCGUAAUCCCAACAGGGGUACUAUCCCGUCGUCAGAAUACCGCCAAGGUAGGUGAUUCUCCCUCUGUGGGUGUCCACAACACCCAUACAAGGAGACUAACACCUGUGGCCUUGAUGCACUCACCCUGUUGCUGGCAUUCUGGCGCCCAGGGUGCCGAUGUCGGUAUAAUGACAUUCUGCAUCCCGUAUGCCGGGAUCCCAUACCCGAUAAAUGUGAAUUGGUUCACAAUAUAUUACUAAGGAAUACAUAUGGGAGACUGGCAGACGGGAUGCCGGCUGUAACUAUACCGACAGCGGCAUCCAUCACCCGGAAUCCUGGCUGUGAGUCCCCUCAUGAUCUCGCUGCGCUCGAUACGUUUCAAUGUUACUUUUAACAGGGGCUGAUUUUGGGGGAAUGUUUGGUAGGUGUUUCAGUGAGCAAGUCAACUGUUUCGGGGCAACAGUAUCUGCUGUGAUGUCAUGGAACCUACGAGAACUCUCCAGUGUAUCACGUUGCAAUGCAAACUGCUCAUCACACCUCGCUAUGCACGUCUGCAAGUUUAGCUGUGGAAAGAGUGAUGCCAAUGUACUACCGAGCAGUGGAGAAGGAUGAUACGGCCACAUGAAUCAGCAGACGUACAUUGACAGGCGCAUGUGUGACAUCAAGCAGAUCACCUGUACAAAAAGCCAGAUGUGACGAUAUAUCUGUAGACAUUGUUCACAGACAUAUUGGGGGUACACAACCACCGAUGGGUUCGUGAUAUAUUGGCCGUGCGAUUGAACGGCCGUUGUAUUGCCCAGCUAUACUUGACAAAGGUGAGAGGUCACGUGGAAGAGUGAUGUGGCAUUUACCAGAGUUUACACUUUUAUUUACCUUCACAUGUAGGAGCAAGCAUUUAUUUUGUGAAAUUAGAACUGUUGUUAUUAGUACGGUCUUAUUUUAUCACACAGAACUGCAGACUUCUGGUAAAUAGAACUAAAGCCAAAAUCGCUGAGUAAUAAGGAAGUAUUUCUGCUGCCUCUAAUUGCAGGAAAUAGUCACAGCUGGCUAUAUAUGUCUCAGUCCUACAUAAUGAAUGUUUUGUCUCCGUGACCUGAGCGAUGACUCAGUUUAUACGGAAUAGCAGCCUUGAAACUAAUACUGUAGGUGUAUCUUGCCAAACAGGUCCAUGGGAGCACUGUAUGCAAUGACACAGACACGUCUCUACAGGCCUUAAGGAAAACACAAAACAAAGAUAUCUCAUUAGUACUAUAAACUCAUUAUACCGAGUAACAUUUAUUUAAAAAGACUGCAUGUAUACAGAUGUGUCCUCAUACAUCUUGCCUCAAUACACCACACAGCGGUGCAACUCUCUUAGCACCAGGCAUCUUUUUAUGCCGAAAGGCAUCUUAUUCGCAUUGCCAUGCUAUGUCUCCGCUCCAGACCUCUCAUUACUCUGGAAAUGCUUUAGGGGAUAUCCAGUUACCCAUGGUACAUUACUGUGGGUAAUGAUAAUCGCCCGGGGCUAUUCUAUUAGCCCCGAUAAGGAGGCUCGAGCUGUGGCUUAUCAGGGAUUGUGUCACCUGCCUUCAUUGGCAUCAGCUCUUCGACAGCUCCGGCUCCUUACAGCUCCGGGGAAGAGGGGUGGAUGUGGGCUCCCGGGCACCCUCCCUGCCAUCCCCAGGCAGGCGGAAAAAAAAAUUCCUGAUAAGUGCCGGCUUUACGGGUCUGCAGUAGCGAAAACACAAAAAGGUUUCACAAACCUGUGUGCUUUCACAUGAAAUGUUUUUCUUUUUUUAUGGGAGAUCUAAUCGGAUACCACAUUAAAAAAAAUAUCAGUGAAAAAUCGCAAACAAAAACCUCCUGUUUUUCGCUCCCGAUGUUUCAUCGCACAUAUUUGGAUACUCCCCUUUGUCUUAGACAUCCUCUCCAUCCAUGCAAGCUGUUAUUUUUUUAUGCAAUAGAAGUUUUAUUGAUCAUCAAAGGCAUUAACACAGGGUGGGGGACACACACUAAGCAAGGUACCAUCAAUAAUAUACUGGCCUAUAGCUGAAAAUAGAACAUAGACACUUGAACAAGACAAAAUACUGUUUAGGUACCAAUUCACAGGGUAAACAGUAAAUUUUAUUGUACGUAAAAGAAAAAAUAAGAAAGAAGUAGAACAGGGCGAGGGAAAGAAUAGGAAAGAGGGGAAAGGAAGUUCCCCGAGCAGGACUCAUAGCGAGUAAUGUAACAUACAUUUUGAUUAAUCGACCAUCAUGAAAAAGAUCAGAGUAAUGUUAAGACUCUGAACAAGAGCCAGGGUCUCCAAAUGGUGCUGAACUCUUCAAGUUUAGCAGCUCCAGACAAUGCGAGAUCAUUGAGAGCCAUUAUGUUAUGCUGGAAGGGGCUGAAGACCUCCAGUGUACUGGUAUGACAGCUGUAGCUACAUUAUUAGAUUAGUAGAUGGAAUCCCCCCAAGUGCCUCCAUCAAUAAACGACCAAUUCCUAGCGCUGUGAUUUAUACAAAUGUGUAUGCAGCUCUCUCAGGGGCAAUUGGUACGUAUGAAGUAGAUUAUAUAUAUAUAUAUAUAUAUAUAUAUAUAUAUAUAUAUAUAUAUAUAUAUGUCCAUGCAAAUUCGUGUUCAAAAGUAUUAUUAAUUUAUUGUUUUAGUGUGAUUGUGAUUUUAUGGUGUAUUUUUGUCAUU